Messenger RNA from Capsella rubella, 2599 nucleotides. Its product is annotated as calmodulin-binding protein 60 B. The record is from RefSeq and is a predicted model, not a curated record. The coding region runs from base 224 to 2179 and encodes 651 amino acids. Gene Ontology annotation, biological process: regulation of salicylic acid biosynthetic process. NCBI's taxonomy places the organism in Eukaryota, Viridiplantae, Streptophyta, Magnoliopsida, Brassicales, Brassicaceae. Gene Ontology annotation, molecular function: calmodulin binding; DNA-binding transcription factor activity; sequence-specific DNA binding. The transcript is spliced from 9 exons. Gene Ontology annotation, cellular component: nucleus.
AAAAAAAAAACAAAUUGCGAAGACUCAAAACAGGAGACUGUUCGGUCUGGAAACUAUCAUCAAAAGAAAAAAAAAAUUCCACUUGUGUUCACUACUUAAUCAUUGUUCUCAAUCCAACGCCGGUAGUUUUUUAAAUUCGUCGGUGAUUUUCGCUGUCUCCGGGAUACAGAUCUAGGAAAUUAGGGUUUUGUUUUUUUGGGGGAGAAUGCAGAAGUAGUAGACGAUGGAUAGAGGUAAUAAUAAUAUGAAUAGAGCUAAGAGGAAUUUGGAUGGGAACGAUGAUGAUCAGCCUGAGCGUAAACGUCCUGCUCUUGCUAGUGUGAUUGUAGAGGCUCUGAAAGUAGACAGUUUGCAGAAGCUUUGCUCUUCUUUGGAACCUAUUCUUCGCCGAGUUGUUAGCGAGGAAGUGGAACGUGCUUUGGCAAAACUAGGCCCUGCUAGGCUUUCUGGAAGUUCUGGAUCUUCUCCAAAGCGAAUCGAAGGUCCAGAUGGCCGGAAAUUAAGGUUGCACUUCAAAUCUAGACUAUCUCUCCCCUUAUUCACUGGGGGGAAAGUAGAAGGAGAGCAAGGUGCUGCAAUUCAUGUUGUCUUGAUUGAUGCAAACACUGGGCGUGUUGUGUUAUAUGGUCCAGAGGCUUCAGCUAAACUUCAGGUUGUUGUGCUUGAGGGUGACUUUAACAGUGAAGAUGAUGAAGACUGGACACAGGAAGAAUUUGAAAGCCAUGUUGUAAAAGAGCGUGCAGGAAAGAGACCGUUGCUGACUGGAGAUGUGUAUGUCACUCUUAAGGAAGGGGUUGGAACUUUGGGAGAGCUAGUUUUCACUGAUAAUUCGAGUUGGAUUAGAAGCAGAAAGUUCAGACUUGGUUUACGGGUCGUUUCUGGGUGUUGUGAUGACAUGCGUAUCCGUGAGGCAAAGACGGAAGCUUUUAUUGUUAAGGAUCAUAGGGGCGAAUUGUACAAGAAGCAUUAUCCACCUGCUCUGACUGAUGAGGUCUGGAGAUUGGAGAAGAUCGGCAAGGAUGGUGCAUUCCAUAAAAAGCUUAAUGCAGAAAGAAUUGAAACUGUGGAAGAUUUUUUGAGAAUGAUGGUCACGGAUUCUGGCAAAUUACGUACUAUUCUUGGAAGUGGCAUGUCAAACAAAAUGUGGGAUGCAUUAGUAGAGCAUGCAAAGACGUGUGUCCAGAGCAGCAAGCUUUAUAUCUACUAUGCUGAGGAUUCAAGGAACGUUGGUGUUGUGUUCAAUAAUAUCUAUGAGCUAAGUGGCCUCAUUUCUGGGGAUCAAUACUUCUCUGCUGAAUCACUUACUGGCAGCCAAAAGGUAUAUGUUGAUGGGCUAGUGAAGAAAGCAUAUGAAAACUGGAACCUAGUCAUAGAGUAUGAUGGAAAAUCUCUUAUAGAAUUGAAGCAGCCUAACAGGUUAAGUAUUACUCAAAAUGAUCUGGCAAAUUACUCUACUGCUGCCAUCGACCAUCCAAUGCAGAUGACAGGCCAUUCAUCUUCAAUCCCGGCUAAUCAGUCUCCAGUGCUUUCUGAUUUUGCUAUUGCAGGGUAUGAUCAACCUUUGGCAACAAGAUAUCAUUCUCAGCCCCAGCUUUUGAACUCCAACCCACGAGCACAAUUUGAGGUUGCUUCAUGCAGUAACCCACGAGCACAAUUUGAUGUUGCUUCGUGCAGUACAACACAAGACCAGCUGAUGGGGAACUUACAUCAAACUCAAAACAUGAAUGGUCUUGCUCUCGGUCCUCCACAAUCAUCCACAAGCGGGUACCAAAACAUCAACUCUUCUUCUGUUCACCAGGCAAAUCUCAAUCAUUUAGAAGACUGGUCAAACCACCGCGAGAGAGGACCAGAAGAUUUCUUCUCAGAGGAAGAGAUCCGACUCAGAAGCCAUGAAAUGCUCGAGAGCGAAGACAUGCAACAGUUCCUCCGCUUAUUCAGCAUGGGAGGGGGUGGCAAUGGCUCUGCAACACACUUGCCAGAAGAUGGAUACACUUUCCCAUCGUUUCUGCACACGCCUAUGCAAGGUUAUGAUGAAGACCGUGGUCGAUCAGGCAGAGCUGUUGUUGGAUGGCUUAAGAUAAAAGCAGCAAUGAGGUGGGGGUUCUUCAUCAGGAGGAAAGCUGCUGAGAGGCGAGCACAGAUUGUAGAGCUUGAUGAUGAUGAUGAAGAUGGCGAAUAGUGUGGUCAUUCUUCAUCAUGAUCAUACCCUCAUUAUGGUAACAACACUGAAUUGACUCAAGCAGUGUUUACCAAAUGGAGACUGAAGCUUAAGGGCCACAAGAGGAGAGGCAGCGCGAAUGGAGGUGAAGUGCCUUGAGGUAUUGUAUAAAAGGAAGUGUACAGUUAGAUUCAGUGGAUGUGUGUUUUAUGAAGCAGGAGACUUAUAAUAUGCUUGAUUGAUGACUCAUUUAGACGGUAGCAUUCUUAAGAACUGAUUCUACAGUCUUAGAUAAAUGAUUCAACAGGUAGAAUUUAUGUCUGGUCCUUUUUUUUAUUUGAUACUCUGAGUUGCAAUCUGUAAGGCUUAUGUUCCACGAAACUUCAGUGUAAUGUUACCUUGAUUAUCCCUUAAUAUUCGGUUGUGUUCUGAGACUUUUCA